Messenger RNA from Mytilus trossulus (common blue mussel), 717 nucleotides. RefSeq names its product KN motif and ankyrin repeat domain-containing protein 2-like. Gene Ontology annotation, molecular function: protein binding. Bases 1 to 717 code for a protein of 238 amino acids. Lineage: Eukaryota; Metazoa; Mollusca; Bivalvia; Mytilida; Mytilidae. The record is from RefSeq and is a predicted model, not a curated record. The transcript is spliced from 6 exons.
AUGCCCGCUAAUGAGACAAAACAAUUACAAUGGAUUAAAGCUUUAAAUAGAAAAACACUUCCAAAGCAAGUAUUCAUAUGCUGGGAUCACUUUCUAGACGGAGCUCUGACGGAACAAAAUCCUUUCCCAAAAUUAAAUGUUGGGUAUGAAUGCCAGACCACCCCUAGUAGACUUAAACUAUCGAGACAAGAACCAGAGAGUAGAAAAAGAAAACGUUUACUGGAAGAAAGCAGUAGUACUGAGACGUUUGUUAACAUUAAUCAGACUGAAGGACCUUCUAGUUCUGAACUGCUUCCAGAAGCUUUUUGUGAUUUUAAUCUGGUUAAUCCACCUAUGGCAUCAGUUGGAACACACUAUACAAAAAAAGAAGAUGUGGCUAUAAUGGAGUAUUGGAAUAAGAAACUAACUACAGCUGCUAGGGAUGGAGAUAUAGAAGCCUUAAAAUUAAGCCUACAGAAUGGUGCAGUCAUUGAUUAUCAAGAUGAGAGAGGAGACACAGCAUUAAUGUGGGCUGUCAUGAGAGGACACCUGGAGAUCUGUAGAUUCCUCAUUGAUAGAGGAUGUAAGAUCGACAUCACAAAUAGAGAUGGACAGACAGCAUUAAUGAUUGCUGCCAGGGAAGGACACCUGGAGAUCUGUAGACUCCUCAUUGAUACAGGAUGUAAGAUCGACAUCACAGAUUGCAUUACAACAAUGAAUACAGCAUACAUUUACUAG